Nymphalis io (European peacock) is the source of this 348-nucleotide messenger RNA. RefSeq names its product larval cuticle protein 1-like. Gene Ontology annotation, cellular component: chitin-based extracellular matrix. The coding region runs from base 1 to 348 and encodes 115 amino acids. The record is from RefSeq and is a predicted model, not a curated record. The transcript is spliced from 3 exons. Gene Ontology annotation, molecular function: structural constituent of chitin-based larval cuticle. Lineage: Eukaryota; Metazoa; Arthropoda; Insecta; Lepidoptera; Nymphalidae.
AUGAAAUUGAUCAUUGUCGCCCUCGCCUUCGUGGCUGUUGUCGCCGCUGUCCCCGCUGUUGAGCAACAUCCCAUUGCGAUUCUUCGCGCAGAAUUUGAACACGAUCCUAAGGGUGGCUACUUUUACAAUUAUGAAACCGAAAAUGGAAUCCAACGUGUCGAGCAUGGUGAAGUAAAGGAAGUUGCUGACGAGGAUAAAAAGAUUCACCCCGUUGUAGUAGUCCGUGGUUCUUACUCAUACACCGAUGAAAACGGCAAGCCCGAAAUCAUCAACUACGUUGCUGACGAGAACGGUUACCGCCCUGAGGGAGACUCCAUCCCCAAGGCCCCAACCCCAUCCAAGAGAUAA